This is a messenger RNA of Quercus lobata, 1370 nucleotides long. RefSeq names its product Ribosomal protein L9/RNase H1. The transcript is spliced from 6 exons. The record is from RefSeq and is a predicted model, not a curated record. Gene Ontology annotation, cellular component: ribosome. Bases 457 to 1116 code for a protein of 219 amino acids. Gene Ontology annotation, molecular function: structural constituent of ribosome. NCBI's taxonomy places the organism in Eukaryota, Viridiplantae, Streptophyta, Magnoliopsida, Fagales, Fagaceae. Gene Ontology annotation, biological process: translation.
GUGAAGUGCAGAACCCGAAUGUUGCUAAGGAGAUUUUGGGCCGAGUCAUGGAAUACAAUUACUGUGCAAGUAGUCACACGGCAGCAAAAAGAGUGGUGUUGAAAAGCAUUAGAUGGGAAAAGCCCAAUACCAGCUGGAAGAAGCUCAACACGGAUGGCUCUUCAGUUGAUUCUCUCGGGUUGGCUGGAGGUGGAGGUGUGGUUAGAGACGAGCAGGGUAAUUUCCUAGCUGAAUGAUUUCCUAGCUGAGUUGUGGUACCUUAGAGAUGGGCUAUUCCUUUGUGUGCAAGCCCAGGUUCAAGCACUGAUUGUGGAGAUGGAUGCCAAAGCCUUGGUAGAUGCGUUCUCAAACCAGACUAAAUCUAAUGCUUUUUGUUUCUUCGUUGAUGGAGGAUUGCAGACAUUUGGCAAACUAGAUCCCCCAAGAAGGAGAUUCAGCUAAAGAGGGUUGUUUUAGAUGGCUUAUAUGCAAUAUGGCAGAAAUGCCCUUCGAAAGGUUAUUACGGACACUAGUGUCCGGAGCAAUGAUCGUGUGGUGAAUCCGGUGCUGUAUGCUAGUCAAGGACUUAGAUUUAGGAAGUUGGAAGUUGUUUUAACCACGAGCAUAGAGAAGCUUGGUAAAGCUGGUGAGACAGUGAAGGUUGCUCCUGGACAUUUCCGCAACCACCUUAUGCCCAAGUUGCUGGCGGUUCCAAAUAUUGAGAAGUAUGCUUAUCUUGUCAGGGAACAGCGCAAGAUCUACCAACAUGAGGAGGAAGAAGCGGAGGUUAAAGUAGUUAAAGAGACUAAGGAAGAUAAGCUGAAAGAAUUCGAGAAGGCAGCAAGACGUCUUGAUAAUUCUAAGCUGGUAUUGCGGAGGUUCAUCAAUGUCGAAAAAUUUCGUUUACGUGCCUCAAAAGAAGAGCCUAUAGAGUUGCGUUCACCUAUUACAAAGGAGGAUAUCAUAGCUGAGGUAGAAAGGCAGCUUAGUGUGCGCAUCACGGCUGAUAACGUGCACCUACCUUCCCCUUUGACGACUUUUGGUGAGUAUGAGGUGCCACUACGGUUCCCAAAAUCUAUCCCUUUGCCGGAGGGGAAGGUUCAGUGGACUCUUGCAGUUAAAAUCCGGGGUAAAUAAAGAUGGUCUUGUUAGCUUAAUGAGCACUCUGGUCCCAGGUUAUUCUGGGAUGUCGGUUUUGUCUUUUGUAAUUUGAUAACUAUUUAUUGUAGUGAUAAAGCUUCGUAUUUUAAGUAAAAGAUGUUCUGAAAGUUGCCCGUUUGAUUUUGUAUUUUUUACCUAUAAAUUUCUGUCUGAUAAAGUGACAAAGAUUGUCCAUUUUCUCUGUUGACAUUUGGUGUCAAAAGACUAAAUUUGGUUCUUUGGUUCCCCCU